GAGCAUCCUGGGGGAUCUGAUGGGGGAGGGGGAGGCGGAGCCAGAGGAAAGUCACGUGAGGGGCUGAAUGAAGGCUGGCGGGAAGGGGGUUGAGGGAGGAGGAGGGCCUUCCCCACCGGGAGGGCUGCCCUCUGCAUAAGGGAGCUCUGCCUGGGGAGGGCCUGGGUUCCAGACUGGCCUCAGACCCUUCCUGUGCUCUUGGCAGCUCCCCAUUUUGUCUCUGAACCCCGAGCCUGGCCUGGCCCCCUGGAAGGGCUUCCUGGCUGGAGGAGCUCCCACUGGAGGCUGGCUGGCCCCAGAGCACUGGGAGGGACCCCCAUGCCCCUCCCCCAGCCCAAGGGGGCCUCCUGUAGCCCCUCCCCCUGAGAGCCGGGCUUUGGCUUUCCCAGUUUCUUGUCAGAUGUGGUCCACCUCGGCCUCUUUGCCACAUCCAGGCCCCCUUCCUGGUGCUCCCCCUCCCCUUUCCCUUCCUCCCCACAGCACUGACCCCCCUUCACCGGCCUGAUUCUUCUGAGAUGGUUCAAAACCCUCCCAAACCCCAGAUGGCCCCUCCUUGUGGGCCUCCCAUUCCCUCAGUACUCUAUGGGGCCCUGCUCUCCCCCAGGAGCUCUCUGCUGCCCCCACCUUCCUUAUAAUGUAUCCAGGCAGUCUGGGGGGAGGGAAGGAGGGUCUCCAUGCAGGGGGAGGGGGAUUCUCUCCUGCCCAGCCUGGUGGGGGUGGCCCAGGGAGAAGCCCAGCCCUGGGGAGGGAUCUAGGGGCAGAGAGGGGAAGUUCCAGGGGCCAGGGAUGCCUGACCCAGGAGUCCUGACCCCCAGCUCCUGCUCAGAGCUUCCUCUGGGAGGAUCCCUGAGCUCUGCCUUUCUGGCCCCCCUCCCCCAGGAACCCAAGCCUCUUCCUGGCCCCCUUCUUUGGCCUUUGGGCUGGUCCCCAUCAGGCCUUGAGGCCUUGGGCUCUCCGGCUCCUUCCCGUCAGGGAUUCCCAGCCUCAGCUGUCAGAGGGUCCCAGGCGCCCCCGACAGCCUCUAGGGAGAACCCAGCACGCCUUCCUCCUGCUUCUCCAGGCUCAGCCGCCCCAGGAACACUUGAGUCUCCCCAGGGUGCUGCCCUCCCUGCCAGGAACUCUGGUGCCCCCUGAGCCUGCCCAGCCCCUCCCCAGGCUCCCCCUCUGCUGCCCCUUCACACCCUCUUCUCUUCCCAGGCUCCCCCCUGAGCACAGGCUGCCUCUUUCCUGUAUUUCUCCCCUUCAGUGACUCAUUUUACUCUUUUACUGUCUCUGCUUUAAUGAACCUAAACCGUUCACAGGAAAAGCUGCUGGGCGGCUCCUUUCCUUGGCCUGAAGGGCUGACCUGAAUUUACUCGCCUGCCGUAUUCUCAGUAAACCUGAACCGAUUCAAGGUUCUCCCUUAUUGUGUCCAAACUCCUCAUUUAACCCUGGCAGAGACGAGGCCGGGAAAGCUGGAGGAGCUUCAGGGGGGACUCACUGGGGCUGCUUUGCUGCCUCCACAGGGAGCCUGGAGUGCCCGGGAUGGCCUUGGAGAGGGACAGACUCGCAGCCCAGGUAAGUGCAUUCCAGCCCCAGAUGGAGCCCCCUCAGCCAGGGAGGCCCUUCCCUGGCUCUGACCAAGAGGGCUGGGAAGCUGCUGCCUCCUUCCUGCUGGGCCAUGUCUGUCCCCACAUCCCAGGCAGGAGGAACAGCCCUUCCCGGCUCUCUCGGGCUCCUUCCUGUCUCCCCCUUCUCAGCCCAAGUUAGCCAGGCUGGAGGGAGACCCUGAUGUGUGCCAGGCUCAGCCCAAAGGAAGGGAGAAGCCAUCAGCCACCCUCCAUUCCCCCCUCUCCCCCCCCAGGCUGUCCAAGGAGUCCCCUCAGCAGCCGUGUCCAAACCAGCUCUGUGUGGGCAAGAUGGAGGCAGGCAUUGUGGGAGGGAAGCUCUCAGGUUCUGGGUUGAUCAUUGGUUCCUGAGGGGAGGAUCCAGCUGGGACUUGAAGGAAGCUCCCAGGCCAGAGGCAGGAGGGAGGGAGAACCUUCCCUGCAGGGACACAGACAGCCCAUGGAGAGGCCCCGAUUCAGACCGUGGAAGGUCUUGGCCAAGGAUCAGCCAGGAGGCCAGUCAGAGUCCCUGGGUCAGAGGAGGAAGGUGUGAGGGGAGAGGAAGGGGCUGGAAGGUCAGUAUAAGCCAGUGAAGCCUGUUGUAGGAAUGGUCAGGGUCCUUGCCAGGGACAGCCAGAAUCAGGCAGCUGGGGAGGCCCCAGAGAGCUCCCUGUGGCUUUUGUAUCCACUCCAGGGUGUGACCCCCUCCCUGGCCUUCUGCUGAGCUCCCUGACCAGAGAGUCUGAGGAGUUUGGGGGAGCCCAGGACAGGCCCUCACAGAAAUGGGGCCUUUUUGUCAGAAGAGGAGCUCUGAGUGUUCUUGAGCAGAGCCGUUUGUACCAGAGCCAGCAGCUGGGAACCUUCCUUCUCUGUGCAGUAGAAUUCCUCCCUGUCUAGUCCUUCCCUGGUUGGACAGGCUGGAGAGAAGGGGGUGAGUUUCUGGAAGGCCUCCGAGUUUUCUGUGCAAGUAGAGUUAGGGAGGUCCUGAGGGAGACGUCCUGGCCUUGUCACAAAGGCAUCCUGCUCAGUGGCAAAGAAUGAGAUACGCAGAGACUGGAGUGCUACGUGUUCUCCUAAAAAUCUGCUUUCAGCCACAUCUGUGCAAUAAUACUCUGGGGUAAAUGUUCUUAUUCUCUUCAUUUCACAGUAGAGGAAACUGAGGCAAACAGAUUAAGGUUCUGUGCAGAAGUUUUUCUGUUUUAAAGAAUCACGUUUCCUUUUUGUUUUGUUUUUGUUUUGUAAUUGCCUCUAUCUCAAGUUUGGCUAAGCAUUUGUGUCCUUGAACUGCAAAGUAAAACUCCUCUGAGGCACCUUCUCACGCCUGUCUAUUUGGCCAUCGUGCCAGAAAAAGGAAAUGAUCACUUCAGAGAUGUGUGAAAGCUGGGACACUCAUGCAUUGUUGGCGGAGUUGUCUAUUGAGCGACCUUUUGGGGGUCCAUUUGGAAGUUUGCCCAAAAGGCUUUCAAACUGUGCUUACCCUUUGAUCUAGGCAUGUGUCCCAGAGGGAUCCCCAACAGGGAGAAAGAACCUGUGUAUACACAGAUAUUUAUAUAGCAGGUCUUUUUGUGACAGCAGAGAAUUGGAAAUGGAGGGACCUUCAUUCACUGGAGAAUGGCUGACCAAGCUGUGGUGUGUGAUUAUAGUGUAACCGUCAGGCUAUGAGGAAUAACCGGCAGCAUCAUUUCAGAGAAUCCUGGGAAGACUUCCAUAACCUGAUGCAACAUAUGAGCAGAAGCAGGAGAACAUUUUAUAGGCUAACAGCAACGCUGUGUGGUCAGAAGCUGUGAACGCCUCGGCUGUUCCCAGCAAUUCAGGGUUGUAAGACAAUCCCAAAGGACUUGUGAUGAGAAAAACCAUCCUGGUCCAGAGAGAACUGAUGGACUUUGAGUUCAGACCAAAACGCGUUUCCCUUUUUUCUUUCUUUUGUUUUCUUUGGUCUGAGAUUUCUUCCUCAAAUGACUAAUAAGGAAACAUUUUCUGUGAUUGCUCAGGAGGUGGUGACAUUCCAGGAUGUGGCUGUGGACUUCACGCGGGAGGAGUGGUGCCUCUUGUCCCCUCCUCAGAAGGAGCUGUACAGGGAGGUGAUGCUGGAGAAUGUCCGGAACCUGCUCUCUGUGGGGCUUCCAGCUCCCCCAAAAGACGUGCUCUCUUAUUUGGAGCAGAGGGAUGCCCCAAGAAUGCUGGAGCAAGAAAGCCUGAGGAGCUGCCACCCAGAAGGAGAGGUUAAACCUGAAAGGAAGGAGAAUCCAACAGAAGUGAGCCUUCCUGUAGAAGAAAUGGACCUUCAAAGAUUCAUGAGUGAUGGUCCCAAUAACUUUACUUCUAGGAAAUUUUGUGUUGGACCUCAAAAUUCAUCUCAUAUUGAACAUCAAAGAAUGCACCCUGAGGAAAAAUCUAGUGAAAGUAAUCAGUGUAGAAAGACUUUUAUGUAUAGGGCCAGUCUUGCUAGACAUCAGAGAAUCCACUCUCUUAAGAAACCUUAUGAAUGCAACCAAUGUGGAAAGACAUUCAGUCAGAGCUCCAGUCUUGCUCUACAUCAGAGAAUUCACACUGGGGAGAAACCUUAUGAAUGCAACCAAUGUGGAAAAUCAUUCACAGGCAACUCCUCUCUUGUUGUACAUAAGAGAAUCCACACUAGGGAGAAACCUUAUGAAUGCAACCAAUGUGGAAAAAAAUUUAGUCAGACCUCUAGUCUUGCUGUACAUCAGAGAAUCCACACUGGGGAGAAUCUUUAUGAAUGCAACCAAUGUGGAAAGUCAUUCACAGGUAACUCCUUUCUUGCUGUACAUCAGAGAAUCCAUACUGGGGAGAAACCUUAUGAAUGCAACCAAUGUGGAAAGACAUUCAGUCAGAGCUCUAGUCUUGCUGUACAUCAGAGAAUCCACACUGGGGAGAAACCUUAUGAAUGCAUUCAGUGUGGAAAGGCAUUCAGUCAGAGCUCCAGUCUUGCUGUACAUCAGAGAAUCCACACUGGGGAGAACCUUUGUGAAUGCAACCAAUGUGGAAAGACAUUCAGUCGCAGUGCCUAUCUUGCUGUACAUCAAAGAAUGCACACUGGGGAGAAACCUUAUGAAUGUAACCAAUGUGGAAAGACAUUCAGUCAGAGCUCCAGUCUUGCUAUACAUCAGAGAAUCCACACUGGGGAGAAACCAUAUGAAUGCAACCAAUGUGGAAAGGCAUUCAGUAUGAGCUCCAAUCUUGCUUACCAUCAGAGAACACACACUGGGGAGAAACCUUAUGAAUGCAACCAAUGUGGAAAGGCAUUCAGUAUGAGCUCCCAUCUUGCUGUACAUCAGAGAAUGCACACUGGGGAGAAACCAUAUGAAUGCAACCAAUGUGGAAAGACAUUCAGUCGCAGUGACUAUCUUGCUGUACAUCACAGAAUGCACACUGGGGAGAAACCUUAUGAAUGCAACCAAUGUGGAAAGGCAUUCAGUAUGAGUUCCCAUCUUGCUGUACAUCAGAGAAUGCACACUGGGGAGAAACCAUAUGAAUGCAACCAAUGUGGAAAGACAUUCAGUCGCAGUGACUAUCUUGCUGUACAUCAGAGAAUGCACACUGGGGAGAAACCAUAUGAAUGCAACCAGUGUGGAAAGUCAUUCACAGCAUAUUCCAGUCUUGUUCUACAUCAGAGAAUGCACACUGGGGAGAAACCUUAUGAAUGCCAGCAGUGUGGAAAGGCAUUCAGUCAGAGCUCCCAUCUUGUUGACCAUCAGAGAACACACACUGGGGAGAAACCUUAUGAAUGCAAACUAUGUGGAAAGACAUUCCGUCAGAGCUUCAAUCUUGUUCUUCAUCAGAGAAUACACACUGGGGAGAAACCUUAUGAAUGCAUUCAAUGUGGAAAGGCAUUCAGUCAGAGCUCCAGUCUUGCUGUACAUCAAAGAACCCAUACUGAGGAGAAACCUUAUAAAUGCAAGCAGUGUGGAAAACCAUUUGCAAGUAACUCUAGUCUUGCUGUACAUCAGAGAAUCCACACUGGGGAGAAACCUUAUGAAUGCAAGCAAUGUGGAAAGGCAUUCACAAAUAACUCCAAUCUUGCUGUACAUCAGAGAAUCCACACUGGGGAGAAACCCUAUGAAUGCAACCAAUGUGGAAAGACAUUUAGUCAGAGCUCCAGUCUUGCUCUCCAUCAGAGAAUCCACACUGGAGAGGAACCUUAACAAUAUAAGCUAUGCGGAAAGAUGUUUACUUGCAGCUCCAGCCUUGCUAAUGUGUGAAGGAAAGUUACUCUCUGCCUUUCUGGGGCAGCAUACCUGGCAUGAGCCUCAACAUGACUCAGGCAAGGAUUGUGUGAUGGAAACUAUUGAGUAAGGAUAGAAUGGCAGCAGGGAAAAGGAAGCAAUAGUCAAGAGAUCACAAGAUGAGUGCAGGCUGAUGUCCCCUGCACCGCCCCCUGGAGUACUACCCUGGGAGGCCCAGGAAAAAAAAUAGGAAGCCACGGUUGGCUCCUGAGGUGAGAUGUGUGAGAAUUAGGGGAUGGAGAAAUGGUUUGACAAACUAAGAUAAGAGCUGAAAUCCAAGCUCAUCUUUUUCAGUCUUCUUGCUGACUGGACUUCCCUUUGAGCAUGGCCCAGUCACCUUAAUGUUGGCCACAGAAUAACAAGCUAAAUGCAGCAGUGAGGAAAGUAUUUUUCCAUCUUUUUCCCCUACUAUGUUAGAUUAAAUAUAAUUAAUUUAGGGCCAAUCUCAUAAUUUUCCUUCUUAUACUAUACAUCACAGAAACCAGACAUUCACACUGAGCUCUUACCUUGCUCAAAAUCAGCAGUUCACGCUAGUAUGUCAUAAGCUCUACCAAGAUUAUUUCCAAAUGGUCAUAUUAUUUAGCCCUAAAGUGUGAUCCCAUAAGCAAAUUAAGGGAGCAUAGAAUAGUUUACUUUUCAGGUAGGAAGAAUAUAUGACCCAAUAAGAAAUAAUGUUAAGAGGUAUAAAAUAGGUAAUUUUUAUUAUGUUAAAUUCUAAACUCUGUACAAACAAAAAUUAUACAACUAAGAUUAAAAGUGGAAACAAGAAGUCACUUGUUUUACAACAUGUCUAAUUUAAUACUUAAGUUUUAAAAAAAUUUAACCCUGUUCUUGAAUGCCUUAAUUCAUCAUUUCAUGGCAUCUAGAUCUAAAGAGGAGUUAAUUUAGGAAGGAAAUAAUGUCUUUGCUCUAUAGAAAUUGUAAUUAGCAUCAUUUCCUAUAUAAGGUUUUCCAAAAAUUCCUAUAAAAUAAAAAUUAUCCAAUGACUUCCGUUCAAUUGAAUGCAUUAGAAAAUCUCCACGUCUCUUAUCAGCUUGACACUCUGUACUGAUUGCACUUAGAGGCCAGUGUAACUCCUCUUUCUAAACCUAUCAGUUACAUAUCAAAUCUUAAGUCUAUUUUGCAUUAAGGUCUGUGCAAUAUAUGGUGAAAAUUUAUCACACCAGUACAGAAUGCUAAGCUGAAUAGGAUUGUGGGGAGGAGGCCAGACUCCCAAUUAAGCCAGGCCCUGGUCAAGAUCAAGAGCAGAGACCCCUGAGCCUUAGCAGAUCGCCUUUUUUAUGCCAAAAAAAAAAAUCUGAUGGCAGUCACAGAAAAUACAGUAGCAAUGAAACUAGAAUGGAUGCAAGAUCCUUCAUAUGGGCAUCUUAAUGACACAAGUACUGAUUAAUCUGGUAAGUGUAAAAACAAUCAUUAUGAGUGGUAACUUGGCAGUACUCAACCAGGUUCUUAUUUUUACUAAUGAUUAUGGUGGAAUGAUAGAAGUCAGUAGUUUUGGUUAACUGAUAUGUGAAAACAAGAGUAGCCCUCCACCUCCUGUGUGACUUGUCUUUUUUCUACAAAUGACCAUCCUUCCUUUUUUGUCUCACCAUCUUGUUAUACACUCAAGAGGAGUGUGGCAGGAUUUAUGGAAUCUCCUGGGUUACAAACUCAUGAUCAGGAUGUAAACAAGAUUUGAUAGCACCCCAAAUUAGUUUUCUUACAUAAUGAUUAUAAUUUUUAUGAAGCAAAUAAUAUUAUGACUAUGAACUCAAAACUAAUUGUGUUAUAAAAAUAAUCAUGAAAGUUAAUACUAUUAUAAUCAAAAGAGGGUAGGGGAUUUCACACUCACACAUACAAGGUCAAAUACAAUGAUCCUAAUAAGAAAACAGUUGUGAAUUGAAGUGCUACUACACUAUAGUUGAUUUUAAAACAGUUCCAUCAAAUCUAGAUUCAGCCUUAUAAAUGGUACCCCACAGAGUCUCAAGAGACAUUUGAUGUCAGCACCUCAAAUGAUAGGACCUCUACUUUCAGAUUAGUCUACUACCCAGGGUUUAUGGAUAUCUACCUGCUCAGUAGGAAGGUCUGAGUCCUGGACAUGGAGGGAAAGAGGCAGAUGUGGAAGAGUUGGAGAAAGUAGAGCCCCAGAGAUAAACAUGGGUAGUGGCCCAAGUAGAAUUCAAACCCUGGGGCAGAAUUGAAGGCCUGGGGAAUAAUGAGAUCUAGGACCCUCAGAAGGAAAGCUCUAAGAGUUUUAGGGACCAAGAGAAACUUCUCAGAAAGUGAGAUGCUGCCUGAGAAGAAUGAAUUUAUGAGGUUGAGGUGAGCAUGGAAGAUAUAUCCCAAUCAGUGGAGAUAACUAAGGAAAAGGCAGAGUUAUAAGGUGGAGGGUCUUGACCAAGAAUCAUCCAGGAGGCCAGUAUCACUGGGUCAGAGACAGAGUAGGGAGGAGUUCUUGUGGGAGAAACACACCCAAGUUUGUAGAAGAAUCUCAGCCCAAGAAUGAGAGACUCAAAUUCUGUUCAAUUUGUAAGAAAAUAAUUUUAUUUGAGUAAGUAAUUUGUGGUUGUAUAAUAACUGGUGGAAUAGUCUGGAGGCUAAUCAGGUAGCCUCAGGGCUGAUGGACAAGUCCAGGGGCUAGUAGAGAAAUCUCUUUGCAGCUUCAUGUAUUGAGUAGCAGGCACAACUGUAAAAGAGCUGCUUCCCAGCUCUGUGCAUUAGGGUUGGCAUGUUUAUUAGGGCCAGGGAGCUUGUCAUCUUCCAUUCUGGAGAAAUCCUCACCUUUCCUGAAAACCCUGGAAGGGGGGCAUGGCUAAAUUCAGGUGCAGGUAUGUUUUAAAGUGUGAUGUCAUAGGGAAUAAGGAGCAUGUGCAAAUUUGGAGGAUUCCUCUGGAAUGCCAGAGCCCCAGUAUGCAAGCCCCUUGUUCUAUACUGUCCACCUUAUCAUCGCUGGUCAAUGUGGGAGAGGUCUCCCUGUCCUGAAAUGAGAACAUGGGGUGGGGGAUUUGGCACCCUUGAGGACCUCUAUAGGUAGUUAAUGAUGUUACAGUUCUGUGAACCUUAAAAAAUUCUCAGACCCUACUUCAUAAGGUUUGGUUAAGACCAUUCCCCAUUUAAACAAUGAAGGACUUAGAUCAGGAAUGUGAGACCUCUACUCCACCCCUACUUAAGGCUGCUUUAGGGGAAGAAACUCCUUGCUGAACAAUGAAAAAUACUUAAACCCAUACUUAUAGUAAGGCAAAAGUUCUUAAGCUGUGCCUGUUUUUAGAUCUAAUACAAAGGGGUGCUAAGUACCUAUAAAGGUCAGGCAACUUGUGAACUUACAAGGAGUAAAGAGGUGAGAAACUUACUCAGAGGUUUUUUCAGGUGUGAAUUACUCAAAAGUUUAGCUUUCUUAGGUGUGAAUUAAGAAUGGUCUGUCCUUUGUGAUUGGUAGAUGUGAGAACUUAGGGGAGGUGACAUAAGAGAAAAUUCCCUUUAAAAGGAGACGAAAAACUCUUUCUCGGGGACAGUCUCAGGGAGAGUCUCAGAGGAACUCUGGAGAUGGCAGCUGGCCAAAGCUGAACUGGUGUCUCUCUGAACACUAGAACCCUUGCUUGGAAAAAAAUCUUGUGGUGAGUGGAUAAAAGACUAACUAAUCUUUCUCUUAGGACUUGGGCCUGGGUUGGCCAGGGCUGGCCUGGGUCGGCCUAUCUUUUUCUUAUUAUUUCCUUUUUCUCUCUCUCUCCCUUUCUUUAAUUCCUCAUUUGUAUUAAAAUCUCUAUAAAACCCA
Messenger RNA from Monodelphis domestica (gray short-tailed opossum), 9581 nucleotides. The record is from RefSeq and is a predicted model, not a curated record. NCBI's taxonomy places the organism in Eukaryota, Metazoa, Chordata, Mammalia, Didelphimorphia, Didelphidae.